AUGUCAAAAUAAUAGCAAUAGCAACUCUCUUAUAUAUGCAAAGAUUCACAAAACCAAAAGGGUCAAGGUCAAUCUUAUCGAAGAGUAUAUAUGAAUGAUCUUAUCAUUAGAUGAAUAACAAUCAAAACAACUUCGAUGAUAAAAAUGGUUAGAAUCAAAAAAAAUAAAAUAAAUACAAUAGAAGAAACAAUUCAUAAGAAAAACAAUAGAAUUGGCAGAAUCCCUAAUCUUAAUCUGUUAUAGGUACCUAUUCAAGUAAUUUUAUCAAGCAAGAGCUCAAAUUAAUCAACCCUUGAAUAAAAUUUAUGAUUCUUAGACACUAAUUUCUGCAUUUCAAGAAAAUCUUUAACCUCCUAAAGAAUUUGAAGAAUUCAUAGAAAACAUUCCCCAUUUAUUUUCUAAAGUUUCUUAGAAACCUUUAAUUUCGUCUUAAACAUUAUUCAUCCAAAGUGAUGAUGAUGAACCACAAUGGAUGCAAUCUAAUGACAAUUUCUAGAUCUUAGAUAUCGAAAAUGAAAUCGAAAAAAAGAGAAUAGAAUAUUAAAAAUAGCAUGGAACAUAUGAGAAAAAGCAAGAGUAAAAAUCCAAAAAGCAAAAUGAAGUCAUUUAAGAAGAAAUAUCAGAACUUUAAUAGGCCAAAGAAAAGUAUCGAUAAUUGAGAGAAUAAGAGGAAAAACAAUUGUAAGUCGCCAAUGAAACCAAAGCAAAAUUAUAAGAAUUAUUUAGCUACUCAGAAUUGGAACAACCCAAGAGUGCGAAUCCCUCCAUUAAUUCAUAGGUGCUAUCAGUAGAAGAAGUUGAAAAAUAAGUAUUAGCUUCUACCAAUAAUAAAUAUAAAGAUAUCAUCAAAGUUGAACAACCUCAACAAAAGCCAGAGAAUUAUUUUAGUAAUUUCAAUAACAAUGAAACCGAUGACUUUUUUGAAUAAUUGGAAGAAAUGGGAAUACAUAUUCAAAGAAAAUAACAAGUACCUUUAUAACCUACUGUCAAAAUUUCAAGGGACAAAAUUAAAACCACUCCAUUUUCACUACAAGCCUAAUUACAUUCAAGAUCUGCAAAAGAAUCUUUGUGGUAUUAUAUUGACGAUUUUGGAAAAGUACAAAUAAUUAUCAUUUUAGAUAUAAGGAGCAUUUACAACUGAAAAUAUGGAUCAAUGGUUUUAGCACAAAUACUUGAAAGCCAAGUUAAAUAUCUCUUGGGAAGUCCCUGGAAAGUGGAUUACUUUAGAAUAAUAUUUAAUUAAUUUAGAUCAAAUUGAAAAAAAACUAUUAGAUCCAAAAGGUGCUAUGGAUCCACUAACACUAAAAACUAAUAUAAAUAAUAUUAAUAAUAUUCAAUUAAAUAAUCUAUAGCAAUUGCAAUAAAUGAAUGCAUUUAAUAUCAAUAGCUUUCAAAAUCAAUAGAUGAAUGCCUAUUAAUAUUAAGUUAAUAAUAAUUAAUAUCAGCCAUAUCAAACUCAACAAAUGAAUAACUUAAAAAACAAUGUAAAUAAAAAAAAAAAUAAUAAUGCAAACAAUAAUAAUGGUAAAGCGCAAUAAUAUAAUAAAUAUGAUUAUCAAAAAAAUAAUUAAUCAUUAUAUUGA
Molecule: messenger RNA, 1583 nt
Organism: Paramecium octaurelia
Lineage: Eukaryota; Ciliophora; Oligohymenophorea; Peniculida; Parameciidae
Source: the annotation of a GenBank genome assembly